UCUGACUCUUGCAAUCAUUCAGGAUAAAGAAAAGAACAGGAGAAGGAGGGUGAAAGAAAAAUGCCACCCAACUCAAUGCUAAGGGAAGAACAUGCCUGAGUCAGAGAUCCUGGGAAGGAUGUGGUGAGUUUCUGGAGAAGAAAGGUCACUGUGUGGACUUCUGCUUCACCUCAUGCAAAAAUGUCUUCCAAUGAAUAGAGAAUGAGCAAAGUCACCUUAACAAAAUGUCUCUUAAGGCAGACUGAAAAAAAGAGAAGAAUUGGAAUCCAAUCUUGAGUCUGGAGCUGCUGAGGAUAUUGAUGGUUAUGUCAAAAUCUUUCAGCAGCCUAUGGUAUAAUGGGUUACCAGUUGGAUGAUUUCAAGUCAUCUGAAACAUGAUACAUACUUCUCUUCCUCGUCCACACCUACAUGCUGACACAUUACCAGUUUUGUUUCCAAGAGUGGACUUCACAGAACUACACAGUGCCUGAUCCAAUUAGCCGCUUUGAUGUUCCUCACUGGACCAUACUAUGUCAGAGAGCCACAAUGAUCAUGCAAAAUAACAGUUCAGCCUCACCCAUGUUUUCAAAUGUCAGCUCCUUCUGGAAGAGAGAUUCACAUGAGCUGGGACUCCUUGAUGAAGCAGCAUCGCUCAUUGGCAGCUAUGAUUUCCCUCAGACCACAGAGAGCUUUUCCUUCUCCACUAUGGAAUCAACAAACAUGUCCCUAAAUGCUACAAGCAAAGACCCUCUGGGUGGACACACUGUCUGGCAAGUAGUUCUGAUUGCUUUCCUCACUGGGAUCCUUGCACUGGUGACCAUCAUAGGAAACAUCCUAGUGAUUGUUGCUUUUAAGGUUAACAAACAACUGAAAACUGUCAACAACUACUUCUUGCUGAGUCUCGCUUGUGCCGAUUUGAUUAUCGGUGUUAUUUCCAUGAAUCUUUACACUACAUACAUCAUCAUGGACCACUGGGCUUUGGGAAACUUGGCCUGUGAUCUUUGGCUCUCCAUUGACUAUGUUGCCAGUAAUGCCUCUGUCAUGAAUCUCCUUGUCAUAAGUUUUGACAGGUAUUUUUCCAUCACUAGACCGCUUACAUACAGAGCCAAACGAACAACCAAAAGGGCUGCAGUGAUGAUCGGUUUGGCAUGGAUCGUCUCUUUUGUUCUUUGGGCCCCUGCCAUCUUGUUUUGGCAGUAUUUUGUUGGGGAGAGGACUGUGCCUCCUGAUGAAUGUUUUAUCCAGUUUCUAAGUGAACCUAUCAUCACUUUUGGCACUGCCAUAGCUGCCUUUUACUUACCAGUCACUAUUAUGAGUAUUUUGUAUUGGAGGAUCUACAAGGAGACCGAGAAGCGCACCAAAGAAUUAGCAGGGCUACAGGCUUCAGGCAGUGAAGCAGAGGCAGCACGCUUCAUACACCAGACAGGCAGCUCCCGGAGCUGUAGCAGCUAUGAGCUGCAGCGGCAGAGCAUGAAGCGCUCCACACGAAGGAAAUACAGACGCUGCCACUUCUGGCUUACAAUGAAGAGCUGGGAACCCAACACAGACCAGGGGGACCAAGAACACAGCAGCAGUGACAGCUGGAACAACAAUGAUGCUGCUGCCUCUCUUGAAAAUUCAGCCUCCUCUGAUGAAGAAGACAUUGCUGCAGAGACCAGAGCCAUCUACUCAAUCGUGCUGAAGCUUCCUGGUCACAGCGCCAUCCUCAAUUCCACAAAACUACCCUCCUCGGAAGAUUUGCAUGAGUCAGGGGAUGAGCUACAGAAGUCUGACACGGAAUCAAAAGAAAAGAAACCUAAAAAAUUGCACCCUCCCAAAAGCAUUCAGGAUGGUGGAAACUUCCAAAAGAGCUUUUCUAAGCUUCCGAUUCAGCCAGGAUCAGCAGAAACGACCACAACUUCUGAUGACAUCUCAUCAGUGACCAAGGCAUCUGCGGCUCUGCCCUUGUCCUUCAAGGAAGCAACUCUGGCAAAAAAGUUUGCCUUGAAGACCAGAAGUCAGAUCACAAAGAGAAAACGUAUGUCACUUAUCAAAGAAAAGAAAGCAGCACAGACACUCAGUGCCAUUUUGUUUGCCUUCAUCAUUACCUGGACCCCAUAUAACAUCAUGGUUCUGGCAAACACCUUUUGCAGCUGUAUUCCCAAAACUUUCUGGAACCUGGGGUAUUGGCUUUGCUACAUCAAUAGCACAGUGAACCCCAUGUGCUAUGCACUGUGUAACAAAACAUUCAGAAACACUUUCAAGAUGCUGCUGCUGUGCCAGUGCGACAAACGAAAACGACGCAAACAGCAGUAUCAGCAAAGGCAGUCUGUCAUUUUUCAUAAGCGAAUCCCUAGGGAGGCUUCAUAAAGUAGUGUUUUUUAAACCAUUGUGAAAAAUAACAAAGCAGAGGUGUGCUGGGACAAGGUGAGACAGGACAGAACAGGACGAGAUUGGGGUGGGAGGGAUGGUGCCAGGGUGCUCGUUCAUUUAAACAUCAAGACGUGAAAGCAGCUGCCAGACUUAGGUAUCCUUUUAAUAAAUCCAGUUUAAUACAAGAAAGUAAAUCUGCAUUCAGCAAAAACUUCCAAACGUCAACAUUUUUACUAAGGAAUGAAAGACUUAAUAAAGUUUUCUUACAAGUUUGUGAGAAGCUGUAUAGCAAAUGUAGUCCCAUUGCUGAUCUGCCCAGCUCUUUGAUUAUAUCAACUCUGGGAUCUCAGGUAAGCACAUCUAGCUAGCCCAACUCUUUUGUUUCCAAGGAAUCCAACAGCUUUCAAUUCAAGUCACACACAGAUGUAGCAAGCUAGCCAAACAGGAUUAUGAAUUGAUUUGAAACAUUGUAUAGGUUGCAGAAUUGCUUUUUCUUGUCCAGAUAGAGCUUCUUGUCUACUUAUCUUCUGACUAACUGUUAGUUGUACCCCGAUUCCUGAUUGCUGAGUAUCUGUGUGCAGCUCUCGUUGUAUAUAUGUGUGUGUCAGUGUGUAUGUAUGUAAUGUACAUUCACACUUCUAAAAUACACACAUACCAGGAAAGAGGUGAUCUGUUGUUCCCUAUGACACCUCUCUUCACAAUUACAUGUGAGUGAAAUACACAAAAAUAAAUGAGAAAAUCACAUUAUAAAUAUAUCUUUCAUUAUUUUCUACCUGAAAUCCAAGGCUAUCUUUGAAACCAGAACAUGGUGUCCACAUUUGAAAUGGAGAGGAUCGAAGUGUAACCUGUAAGCCUAACGAUCUCCAGAGAUUUAUAAUGCACAGGAAGAGCUUAAUCUUGAGCACAGUAUCUCUCUCCAAAGUGAUCACACCUCUUUAAAAGAUACGAUGGUGAAAGGAAUUGAAGGCUGCAUUCAGGGCAGUGUACGAAGGUAUUUUUGUAGGGUGUAGGACGAUGAGAGCCCACAUCUGGGCUGCACAGUGCUGAUGCUCAAAGAGAGUUGCUGAGGAACCAGGCAGAUGCAGAUACUAGCACAAGCCCUGUUUUGUGCUCGGGUGCCAACACUGCUGUCAAGGCGCGCCUGGAUGCUGUGGCACCUUGGUCUGAAUUGCAUCGUGUGGAUGCACCACCCUUCUCAGAGCCAGCUCAGAUCUGAUGCACAGUAUCCAUACAGCUCCCAGUGAAAGUCCAAGUUGUAAUCUUCUGUCUGAACUUGGUGGAACUCCCCCUUCUUGCACUGUCUGCCCAGGUGAUCUUCAGAUGCAAAAGAUUUGCGUAAAAGAAAUGCUUUAUUUUUGCACAUGAAGGACACUCACUUAAAAGCAUUUCUUUUCCAGAACCUUUUUUUAAAAGAAUCAUCAUGAGAAAUGCACCUAAAUCCACUUAAUGCCAAGUUAUUUGGUGUUGUGGAAAACAUGAUAUUGCCAAUUUGUAAUCUGGCAAUUUUUGAUAAAGAAGAUUUUAAAAGGGCUUUAAUAUUUAUAGCUUAGACAUGACCAGUAUUUCCUGGUAUUUGUGAUGUGGUCUGCACCAACCAUGAUUUGUAAAAGUCAGAGAUCCCCUGGGGAAAGGAUUGUACUUUAGGCUAUUGUUCUAAAUCUGAUUUAGUUACAUCUUGGAAGGUAAUUUUUGUAUUUGCCUUUGAACUGACCAAAACUUUUUUUUUUUUUUAUUGCUUACUCUUAUUUUGCUGAAAAUGAAACAAAACAAAUAUCUUCUUUUACAAAAGGGCAUCAGUGUUGUGAACAUGGAACUGAUGUUAAAGCUGCUUUUGUAUUCAGUGUGAGAUGGUGUUUACAGAUGAUUUUGACAACAGUGGAAAUAUAUUAAAUGGUGUCUGUGUAUCUGAACUAUUUAAUUUCGUGUUAUGUUCAUAUGAAGAAAUAUUUAUACAUGCUUCACCAAAUGUUUUAUUUAAUGUUGAUAAAUAUUGUUCUUCAGUCUUCAGCUGUAGUGUCCUUUUAAAGUGAUUUAUACGGGUCUGCUUGAGAAAUGAAUUGAGUGUACCUAGCCCUCUCGUCACUAAAACAAAUACUCUGAACAUAAAACUCAUUCUCUUGUAGGAGCUGUUUAAAAUGUCUGCUUAAAGGCAGUCUUGUAAAUGGUACUGCAAGUACAAGUUUAGGAAAAAACAUGAAAAAAAAAAAAAGUUAAAGCUUCAUCUGUUAGUUGAAAGUGCAUUUUGAGCUAAAGAUACCCAGAACUGGUUUACCGGUUUGGUAGCCACAUACAAUCAGAGUUUUUUGAGGCAUUCAUGUUGCAAAGAAAAUUGACAACCUUUAUUUCUGGAAAGAUUCAUAAAUUUGAAAUAUAUUCAUUACUCAAGUUGACCUAAUGUUUUAACAUUUAAAUAUAUAUCUAUAUCUAUCUAUCUAUCUAUAUUGCCAUAUUAUUAUCUUCUGAUAUCUAGAGUAGUGCUGUGCCCCUAAUACACAAAAUGUGAGAGCAUGUAAGGAAGCCAGAGUUCGUUGGGGGGAUUUAUGGUAUAUUAGGAUUGAUUUUACAAUGGGAAACUAUUAUUUUUAAUGAAGUUAAGCUUCCUUGAAAGCAACUGUCACCACUGUUUACAUAAUAGUAAGAGUUAAACCCUUGAAUUGUUUUAACAAAGAAAUAAACAGUCUGUCUUUUGA
This is a messenger RNA of Pogoniulus pusillus (Red-fronted tinkerbird), 5021 nucleotides long. RefSeq names its product cholinergic receptor muscarinic 3 (gene CHRM3). The record is from RefSeq and is a predicted model, not a curated record. Gene Ontology annotation, molecular function: G protein-coupled acetylcholine receptor activity; G protein-coupled serotonin receptor activity. The transcript is spliced from 5 exons. NCBI's taxonomy places the organism in Eukaryota, Metazoa, Chordata, Aves, Piciformes, Lybiidae. Bases 409 to 2328 code for a protein of 639 amino acids. Gene Ontology annotation, biological process: regulation of vascular associated smooth muscle contraction; saliva secretion; adenylate cyclase-inhibiting G protein-coupled acetylcholine receptor signaling pathway. Gene Ontology annotation, cellular component: dendrite; plasma membrane; synapse.